AUGCCUCCAUCCACGGCAAAACUAGACCUUGCAGAAUUUCACCGCUACCCGAUGCGUUUGAAACUUGUGGAAAACCAAUACCUAGCAUUGAUGGACUGCCAUGAAAAGUUCGUCUUCAUUCUAGCUAAGCAACCCCCAACUGGCAAAGACCUGGACGAACGUAUAAAGAAGAUAAUUGACGCAUACUGGCCAGAAGAAAAUUAG
Parnassius apollo (apollo) is the source of this 204-nucleotide messenger RNA. The record is from the annotation of a GenBank genome assembly. NCBI's taxonomy places the organism in Eukaryota, Metazoa, Arthropoda, Insecta, Lepidoptera, Papilionidae.